UUUUUCUUCUCUUUUUUCUGGGUUAUGAUUUGACUGUGAAGUCCAUGCUCGUCCGGACUACUUGCGUGAUAUUUCGAAAUGGCAAUCGUUGAAAGCCGCAUGUCCUUUUUAGAGCCAUGGGCCGGUAAAAAGGAUGGACCAUACGUCAGAAUCAAGACAGAAGCAUCAUUCCCCAGAACGAAUUUCACCAAUCAAGAGCACAGUGUUCUAGUCCACGAUGCCAGGUCAAAAAAGGGGGAGUUCAAUCUCGAUACUAAUGGAUUCGCUUUUCACAGCUGCAAACCUUUUGACGCUAAAGUCAUAGACGCAAUCAGAAAAAAAGAUAACGGGCUAGUAGAAGACAGAUAUUACCCAGAAAUUAUAGACAUGGUCAAGCAGAAGACCGGUGCUAACAAAGUUAUUAUAUUUGAUCAUACUUACCGAAAGCGGGAUCCAUCGCUUGCUACAACGGAUAACCCCAACGGUAGAGAACAGCCAGCUACUGUGGUACAUUGCGAUCAGUCUACCGUAGGCGCAAUUGGAAGAAUCAGGCGUCAUGCGGGAGAAGACGCCGAUAUAUUGCUUCAAGGCCGUGCGCAAAUUAUUAACGUUUGGCGUCCGUUGAAUGGCCCGGUUGAAAACUGGGCAUUGGCAGUAAUGGACUACCAGAGCAUUAGGUACUCAGAAAUACAUCCCACCAGUAUCUAUAAAGAACGAUUCGAGAUUCAAGGACAGACGGUGUCAGUGAACCAUUCCGCCGAUCAAAAGUGGUAUUACCUAGACCAGCAAACCCCAGAUGAAGCAACCUUCAUCAAAAUAUGGGACAAUAAGGAUGGUGUAGCGGAAAUGUGUCCUCAUUGUGCCUUCGAGAACCCCGAAGCAGCUACCGAUGCUCAGUGCCGGGAGAGUAUUGAAGUCCGCUGCUUGGUAUUUUAUAACAAUAGUGAGAUGUCUUAUAAGUGAAAGGUUUUAUUGGUAUCGAGGAGAGAAAAGUAGAGCAAGUCAUUUAAGGAGUGGACACACGUAGAUAGAUGAGACGCCGAGUCGCCUAUUUCAAUAGGACUUAGAAUUGAUCCUGCCACUCGUGAGCAGAGUUCCUUUUAGA
Messenger RNA from Daldinia decipiens, 1084 nucleotides. Its product is annotated as methyltransferase. NCBI's taxonomy places the organism in Eukaryota, Fungi, Ascomycota, Sordariomycetes, Xylariales, Hypoxylaceae. The transcript has 5 exons. Gene Ontology annotation, molecular function: oxidoreductase activity. The annotation marks the transcript as partial. The record is from RefSeq and is a predicted model, not a curated record.